Lachnellula hyalina is the source of this 714-nucleotide messenger RNA. Its product is annotated as Glutathione S-transferase. The record is from RefSeq and is a predicted model, not a curated record. The transcript is spliced from 2 exons. NCBI's taxonomy places the organism in Eukaryota, Fungi, Ascomycota, Leotiomycetes, Helotiales, Lachnaceae. Bases 1 to 714 code for a protein of 237 amino acids.
AUGGCAGACAACAAACCCACUCUCCACCACAUGAACUGCUCCCAGUCCCAGCGUAUCCUCUGGCUCCUGGAAGAGCUCAACAUCGAAUACAACCUGAUCUCCCACGAGCGAAACUCGCCGAACCACCCCACCCGCCCCUACCACUCCCCACCAAGCCUCAUUGCCGCAGGCCAUUACGGCAAAUCUCCUCUCCUCAUCACAGGUGCCAAGGAUGGUUCUCGUCCCAUCCCCGAAUCGUCCGCUAUCGCCACGUACCUCAUUCGCACCUUUGACAGCGAAGACAAGUUUGGCCUGAAGAGCGGGGACUGGAUCCGUGACGAGAUCCUCACCUCUAUCGCUUCCACAACCUUCAAUCAUGUACAUAUACAGGCGCUGAUGUUUGAUUGGGGCGUUUUGAAGGCUGGAGACUCGGCAGGGAAUUUCCCGUCAUCCGGCAAGGCGUACUGGACUGUCUUGGCCGACCUGGAGUACGAAUUGAAGAAUGGUCCACAGGGCGGAUACUUUAUGGGAGAGCACCCGGGACGAGCUGACAUCCUGCUAGAGUUUCCAAUGAGCAUGGUGAAUCAGCGGAAUUGGGCUGAUCUGAAGGCUGAUUAUCCAUUGUUGGACGCUUGGUUAGAAAGAGUUUAUGCUAGGGAUGCUUGGAAGAGAGGCCUGGCGAAGGGAAAUGGGUACGAUUUGAGUAUGUUCCCAAAGAUUCCAGAGAGGAGAUGA